Messenger RNA from Filobasidium floriforme, 1790 nucleotides. Its product is annotated as FAD dependent oxidoreductase. NCBI's taxonomy places the organism in Eukaryota, Fungi, Basidiomycota, Tremellomycetes, Filobasidiales, Filobasidiaceae. The transcript has 9 exons. The record is from RefSeq and is a predicted model, not a curated record. Gene Ontology annotation, molecular function: flavin adenine dinucleotide binding; saccharopine oxidase activity; sarcosine oxidase activity. The coding region runs from base 122 to 1516 and encodes 464 amino acids.
ACUACAUCUCUCUUCGACUGUAGCUCUGAGAGACACUCUACGUCAACCAGUUUCUAGCGGCCGACGAGGUGAUUUAGAGAGAACACAGCACGAACUCGAUAACGACCUGUCGACCCGUACCAUGCUGUUUACCAAGCUGACUCUGGAUACGCCCAUCCUCAUCGUAGGUGGAACGGGCACGAUCGGCUCCAGCACGGCCCUCCACCUGCGUCGUCGAGGAUAUACCAACCUGAAGCUCAUCGACUCUUACCCCUUCCCCAGCGGCGGGUCCGGUAACUCACAGUCGGCAGGAGGAAGUGAUUUGAACAAGAUCGUCGGGUAUGCCGAUGGUGGUGUAAGGGGGGAGUUGGCCGAGGAGACGAUGAGAGGUUGGAGGGAGGAUCCGGUUUUUAGAGAGCAUUAUUACGAGGUUGGGGAGCUCGCACUAGCUUCCCUCCUAUCCAACAUCGCCUCCCUCCGCUCCGAAUACAUCCACCACAAGACCUCUCCUUCAAACCACCCAGACCCGGAUCCUCUGGAAUGGCUCUCCACGCCAUCCGAUAUCAUCCAUCGAGCACCACACCUAAAAGCUGAAAGUAUUCAGGGAUGGCAAGGUACUUAUCGGCCCCGAGCUGGGUGGGCGGGAGCGAUGGAUGCGAUUGAUAGUGUAGGGGAAGAGUUGAAGAGGCUGGGUGGGGUGGAGAUGGUCUUUGGCAGCUCCGGCUCCUUCUCCCGCCCGCUCAUAGACCCCCUAACGAGCCGGUGUAUCGGCGUGAUCGCCAAAGACGGGACUCGACAUUUCGCAGAGCGGGUCGUCAUGGCCACCGGAGCGUGGACGCCUAGCUUAGUUGAUCUGGAGGGACAGUGUGUUUCCAAGUGCUGGAUCGUAGCUCAUCUAGAAUUGACGGACGCAGAAGCCGCGCGGUAUAGAGGCAUCCCAGUGGUUUACAACGAAGAGGUCGGCUUCCUCUUCGAACCCCGUUACGUCCUCGACCCUUCCACAGGCACCUCUCGCUGGAUAAUCAAGCUGUGCGACGAGUUCCCCGGGUAUACACGGUACUUGCCCGCCCGGCCCUUCAGGCCCGGUUCGGAUAAGAAACACGAAUCCAUCGAAGUCUCGGUGCCGAGGUCUCAUUCGGAUCAUCCGACGGAUACAGUUCCUGAUGAGGGGAUGGAGAGGUUACGCAGGGUUGUCGAGGUCAUGUUACCAGAGUUUAGGGAGAGGGAGUUUGUCAAGAGUUAUUGUUGUUGGUGUACAGACACCGACGACGCGGAAUGGCUCUUCUGCGAACACCCGUCUUGUCCCGGAUUGUUUUUGGCUACAGGGGACAGUGGGCACUCGUUCACCUCGUUACCUGUCGUCGGCGGACAAGUGGCCGACUUGCUCGAAGGCAAGAUGUCACCCGAACGCAUGGAACGACUCGGUUGGAGGCCCGGUCGAGGAGACCCGGAUCAUACCGGUCGAGGAGGUCCGCCGGCAAAGGAUCUGGGUGAUCUUCCCGGUUGGGCUCAUGGUGACGAUCCAAAGGAGGUAUGACCCGUUGAAAUCGCGUAGGCGAGUCGUAGCAAUAUUUGGCAGUAUAGCUUGGUGCCUUUGAGAAUGUUGUUUAGUUUGGGUGACAAAGGAUGGAAUACAGCAGAAGGCAACAUCUUGCCGGAACACAAUGGUCGACUUGACUGCUUUAGGUUGGGACGAUGGCGACCUCUUUGUCCGCGCAUGAAGAACAAUGAGCGCAGGAGUCGUUGCCUGGUGGGAUACAUAUACCAAAAGCCUCGACACCGAUAUCAUUUGUGUAUCUUCCAGGUCGCCC